This is a messenger RNA of Rotaria socialis, 1470 nucleotides long. Lineage: Eukaryota; Metazoa; Rotifera; Eurotatoria; Philodinida; Philodinidae. The record is from the annotation of a GenBank genome assembly.
AUGUCACUAGUACCAAACGGUAAAAGAAUCUGUUCUGUAUGUAAUAAAGAUAAAAUCACGUAUGAAUGUAAAGGAUGUUCAAUUGAUUUUUGUUAUAAUCAUUUAACAGAACAUCGUCAAAAAUUCACCGAAGAUUUAAUCAAAGUUGAAAAUGAUCGUGAUCAAUUUCAAGAAAAUUUUGUUCAACAAAAAGAAAAUAUACUCAACCAUGUGGUAAUUCAGCAAAUUACUAAAUGGGAGAACGAUUCAAUUAGAAAAAUCAAAGGAACCGCUGAACAAUGUAGACAAAUAUUUAUUGAACAGGCAACUUACUGUUAUAAUCAAAUCGAAAUUAAAUCAAAUAAGCUACAUACUGAAAUUAUUGACAUUCGAGAUGAAGAUGAAUUUAAUGAAGUUCUUUUACUACAACUAAGAGUUGAAUUAAAUAAGCUUAUUGAUGAACUCGCUCAAUCACCAAAUAUUAAAGUUCAUCAAGACUCAUCACCAUAUAUUAAUAAAAUUUUUAUGACUGCACCAUCUGGCAGUGAAAUUUCUCUUGGUACCCAACGAAGAAUAUCUACAAAUGGGAGUUUAAAUGCUAAAUAUAUACAAAAUGGAAUUCCCAUAGCUGGAGGAAAUGGAGAAGGACAAAGAUUAAAUCAGCUUGCUCGGCCUGAAGGAAUUUUUGUCGAUGAUGAUCUUACGGUUUAUAUUGCUGAUUCUAUAAAUAGUCGAAUUUUAAAAUGGAAACACGGAGAAAAAAAUGGUCAAAUUGUUGCAGGUGGAAAUGGGAAAGGUAAUAGAACUGAUCAAUUGAAUGGACCAACAUCUGUAAUUUUGGAUAAAAAAACUAAUUCGCUUAUUAUUUCUGAUUUGGGAAAUAGAAGAAUCAUACGAUGGCCAUGCCAAAACAGUUCAAGUGGAGAAGUUAUCAUCUCCGAUAUAAAAUGUUGCAGUUUAGCAAUGGAUAAUAAUGGAAAUCUCUAUGCUGCUGAUUGGAAAAAACAUGAAGUGAAACGUUGGAAUAUAGGUGAUAAAGAUGGAGUCAUUGUUGCAGGUGGAAAUGGAUUAGGAAAUAAUCUUAAUCAACUGAAUUGUCCAAAUCAUAUAUUCAUUGAUAAUGAUUAUUCUGUUUAUGUAUCGGAUUAUGCAAAUCAUCGUGUAGUACAAUGGGCCAAAGAUGCAAAAGAAGGUAUUAUUGUUGCCGGUCAUAGAGGACAAGGAAAUAGUCCAUCGCAAUUAUCUCGCCCUCAUGGAAUUACUGUCGAUCAAAUCGGUCAAAUUUAUGUCGCAGAUGGUGAUAAUCAUCGAGUGAUGCGUUGGAGUAGAGGAGAUACACAAGGAAUUAUUGUUGUUGGUGGAAAAGGACUAGGUGAACAAUUAUUUCAGUUAAAUACUCCAAUUGGUUUGGCAUUGGAUCAACAAGGUCAUCUGUAUGUUGCUGAUUCAGAAAAUCAUCGAAUACUAAAAUAUCAACUCGUUAUACGAUAA